Messenger RNA from Fundulus heteroclitus (mummichog), 1622 nucleotides. RefSeq names its product pleckstrin 2 (gene plek2). Gene Ontology annotation, cellular component: plasma membrane. Bases 127 to 1200 code for a protein of 357 amino acids. The transcript has 9 exons. Gene Ontology annotation, biological process: intracellular signal transduction; actin cytoskeleton organization. NCBI's taxonomy places the organism in Eukaryota, Metazoa, Chordata, Actinopteri, Cyprinodontiformes, Fundulidae. The record is from RefSeq and is a predicted model, not a curated record.
AGGUUAGGGUUUAAGAGAAGAGGGGUGUGUAAGGGUGUGCGCAGUGUGACGCAUUCAUCCUCAGCAUAAAAACCUGAGCAGGCAAGAGGAGGCAAAUCACACUUUUUAAGGAACACACUCAAGAACAUGGACACAGACGAGAAAGUUCCCAUUCUAAGAGAGGGCUUCCUGGUAAAGAGGGGCCACAUUGUUCACAACUGGAAGGCCCGCUGGUUCGUUCUGACCCCUGAUAAGCUGCUGUACUACAAAUACGAAGGAGGCAAACGGGACUCGUGUCAGAGGGGCAAAAUCCUGCUGAAGGACUCCGUGAUAACAUGUCCUUUCCUGGAGUAUGAAAACCGGCCGCUUGUGUUCAAACUCCAGACCAAGCACGGGGUGGAUCACUUUUUGGAGGCUUGCUCCAGAGAGGGGCGAGAUGAGUGGGCCGGUGACAUCACAGCCGCAGUCAACAAGCUACAGGCGACUGAUGGUGGCACGCUGAUCCAGAAAGAUCCCGCUGAAUCCUGCUUACACAACAUCAAUCUGAGUAAAGUGUUGGACUCCAUGUAUGAUGUCCACAGUGGGAUGAAGUUGAGCAACCAUGUGGAGCAGGGGAGCACAUACAGCAACUGCUUUUCAGGUUCAGCUGUGGUGGACUGGCUGGUGUUCAGUCAGCUCGCUCUGACCCGUGUGGAGGCUGUCACCUUGGCCUCCGCUUUGCUGGAAGAGGGCUUCCUGCGGACCGUCGGCCUGAGGAGCGUGGAGGCCCUUCGCACCGCCGCCCUCAGCCAGCAGUUCAUAGACGACUCCACUGCCCUCUACGGCUUUUCUGAUAGCUUAAAGAAGAGAGGCAGCGUGAAGUCAGAGAGGUCGAUGUCUGCUGUGGAGCUGAGUGGUAAAGUCAUAAAAAGAGGAUAUCUGCUGAAACAGGGACACAAAAGGAAAAACUGGAAGGUGCGACUGUUUGUGCUCCGUUCGGAGCCUGAUUUCCUGCAUUAUUAUGACCCCACCAAGGAUGACAUCAGCCCUGUUGGCGGCUUCUCUCUGCGAGGGUGUCUGAUAUCCUCUCUGGAUGACAACGGAGUUCCUUCAGGUGUAAAGGGCAACAUUCAAGGUAACUUGUUUAAAAUCAUCACCAAGUCCAACACUCAUUACUUCAUCCAGGCGCCGACUCACCAGGAGAAGAUGGACUGGAUAGAUGCGAUCAGAGAGCAGACGUAGAAGGAACUGGAAGCUCUAACAAAUCAGCAAGGAGGAACAUUUUUCUUGUUCUAUGAAUGCACUCUCAUGAUAAGGUUUCCAGAUGCUUUGGAGGAAGUCAUCUUUCUAUUCAUUUGUGUUUGAACUAUUAAAUCUUGUGGCGUUGUGUGAAUCGUUUUAGUUUUUCAGCAGAAGCUCCAGAAGCCCAUCAGUUGUAGCAAUUUAUCUACCAUUAUAUUUGCCUAAUUGUAUUUGUCUGUUAACAGUGUAUUUUAAUUUUAGCACUUGUACAAUGUUUUUUUAAAUAUCUAUAUUUUUUUCAACUUUAUUCUCUGGACAUUUUAAAAUAAAGAAGCUCUGUUAUUUAUUGAACUAACACUUUGUUCUGUCGUUCAUGUUGGAAAUUGUAUCUAAAUCAUUUUCUGGGGGGAAUAGAAGAAUGA